UCUUCUUCCAUUGCCCCUCCUCUCUGUCAGUUUCGCCCCGCUCCCCUUCGCUCUCGCUCCGCCGCGGGCAACCACCAAUGGCGCCUCGCCGCCGCCGCCGUGCCGCUCGCUCAUCCCGUCCCCUCCUCCUCGCUCUCCUCGCCGCGGCCGUCAACAACUUCGCGCCCGCCGGCGGAGUGGAAGUCCUCGCCAAGUCCCGCCUGGAGAGCUGCGCCCGCGGCGGCUCGGACGACGGCCGCGACCGCCUCACCUGCGACAGCAAGAUCGUCGUCGACCUGGCCGUGCCCAGUGGCUCGCGGCGGGGAGGCGUCGCUGGUGGCGCGGGUGGCGGAGGUGGAGGAGAACGGCACGGAGGCGGGGGAGAUGCCCAUCCGGGAUCCCCUCAUCAUCACCAUCAACAAAUCCGAGGUGUAUGCGCUCUACGAUCUCACUUACCUCAGGGAUGUUGCUUACAAACCUGAAGAAAAAUUUGUGAAGACACGUAAAUGUGAGCCUGAAGCUGGUGCGAACGUUGUCAAAUCUUGUGAAAGGUUACGGGAUGAGAAAGGUAGCAUAAUUGAGCAUACAGAACCUGUUUGCUGCCCUUGUGGGCCUCACCGCCGUGUCCCUUCAUCUUGUGGAAACAUUCUUGAUAAAGUGGCGAAAGGAAAAGCUAACACAGCUCACUGUCUACGUUUUCCAGAUGAUUGGUUUCAUGUUUUUGAUAUUGGGAGAAGAUCCCUUUGGUUCAGUAUCAGAGUGCAAGUAAAGAAAGGAUCUUCUGAAUCUGAGGUUAUUGUUGGUCCAGAAAAUAGAACAGUUGUUUCUGAAGACAGCUCCCUGAGAGUAAAUUUAGUUGGCGACUUUGCUGGUUAUACAAGUCUUCCAUCUUUGGAGAACUUCUACCUUGUGACUCCACGAAAGGGUGUUGGCGGUGGUCAACUAGAAGUGCUUGGUGAUGACUUUUCCAGGUGGAUGCUGUUGGAGAGAGUCCUGUUUACAUUAGAUGGUCUUGAAUGUAAUAAGAUUGGAGUUGGCUAUGAAGCUUUCAGGAGCCAGCCUAACUUUUGUUCAUCGCCACUUGACAGCUGCUUGGGCGAUCAGCUUUCCAAAUUUUGGGAGAUUGACAAAAACAGGGUAAACAAUAGCCAACCACCCCAAUACGUUGUUCUGGGAAAGUUUGAAAGGAUCAACCAAUAUCCGAAUGCAGGAGUUCAUACCUUUUCUGUGGGAAUCCCAGAAGUUCUCAAUACCAAUUUGAUGAUAGAGCUGAGUGCUGAUGACAUAGAAUAUGUCUAUCAGAGAAGCUCAGGGAAGAUAAUUAGCAUUAACAUCUCUUCGUUUGAAGCCUUAAGUCAAGUUGGCAGUGCUAGAGUCAAAACCAAGAAUAUUGGAAGACUUGAAGCUUCAUAUAGCUUGACGUUUGACUGCUUAAGCGGCAUCAAUCCCGUUGAGGAGCAGUACUUUAUCAUGAAGCCUGAUGAAAAGCUUAUUCGGACAUUUGAUUUGCGUUCGUCAACAGACCAAGCAUCGAACUAUACAUGUCAAGCUAUUUUGAAGGCGUCAGAUUUCAGUGAACUUGACAGAAAAGAAUCCCAAUUCUCAACCACAGCUACAGUUCUUAACAAUGGAACACAGAUUGGUUCGUCCGAAAACCACACAAAGGGUGGCAUCUGGGGUUUCUUUGAAGCCAUCAAAGCCUGGUGCGCCAAAAUGUGGCACAUGCUGAUUAAUUUCUUCACUGGUACAACAUGCAGCACGAGAUGCUGGAGCUUCCUCAAGUUCGUCAUCCACGGCCUGCUACUUGUCGCAGUCCUGUGGCUUCUGCACCGGAAAGGGCUCUUCGAUCCACUGUACUAUUGGUGGGACGGCGUGGUCGGGUCGGAGGCGCAGGAGCGCGCGCGCCGGAGGCACAAGAGAGCUCACAGCCACAGGCACUCCCACCACCACGACGCGCACAAGAGGCACAAGACCGAGCUUGCCGGCCACCGCCGCCACCACGUCCUCCACAUACAUGACGACGACGACCCGGUGGCGGCGGCGGCGGCGGCGGAGCACGUCAUCCUCCGCCGGCACGGCAGGCACGAGGCGGCGCUCGGCGUGCAGCACAGGGACGGGCUCAAGCUCAACAAGCACCGGCGCCACGGUGGCAAGGCGGUUGCGCUACUGCCGCCGGGGGAGAUCAUCGUCCGGGACGGUGGCGGCUGCGGCGGCGUGGAGCACGGUGAUCGGAGGCACCACGCGUGGCACUGACGCCGACGCCGGUCGCCGGCGCGGUUUAAAAUGGCGUUGACAUACUGACAAGUGCACAUUAUGAUCGAUGUUGUAAAUGUUGCUGCUGACGCACGGAACCAUUGUAUUGUGUGAAUGCUGAUGUUUCAUCUGAUGCUUCCUCCCGGUGUGGCGGUGUAGUCUUGGAAGUUAACCCGAGUGUGGUUUCUGGAAUCUGGUGGGUACGUUAGAAUUGGAGUGUGAGAGUCAAGCUUUUGUUGGUUGUUGCGACAGUGCGACACUGACGUUUCCUCCUCUCGCCGUAGAUUGCUGUCUGUUUGCGUGUGAUUUACUGGACUUGUGGGGCAGGUUAGAGGCAGAGCACCGUGAGGUGUUCAUUUCUGACGAAGUACUAGGAGGAGAGUAGGUACAGGGGCACAGUCAAGGAAAAGCAGAACAUAGGCCUUGCUUUUCAAUAGUAAAGGGUUAUGACUAAAUGGCUUCUUCAUUUUUAAAUAGUGUUGUUAACCUUCAAAUUGUUUGAUCAUUCAUCUUGCUAAAAUAACAUGUAAUUAUUAUUGAUGUUGAUGUGACUUGUUUUUAUCGUUA
Oryza sativa Japonica Group (Japanese rice) is the source of this 2799-nucleotide messenger RNA. The record is from RefSeq and is a predicted model, not a curated record. Lineage: Eukaryota; Viridiplantae; Streptophyta; Magnoliopsida; Poales; Poaceae.